Molecule: messenger RNA, 1805 nt
Organism: Dermacentor andersoni
Lineage: Eukaryota; Metazoa; Arthropoda; Arachnida; Ixodida; Ixodidae
Source: RefSeq, a predicted model, not a curated record
UUCUCCUGUGACGAGAGAGCGAGGGCUCGCCUGCCAGACACCAUUGUUCUGCGAGUAACGGAGCCAGCGAGUGCAGAAACCCAUUUAUCGUCCCAUUUCUCCCCGCAAAGCACGCGAAGAGAGCGUAUAGGGACAGUUGAGGGGCGUCCGGUUCUAAUAACUCGUCACGUGAAUCGCCCUUCUCUAUCGAUGUUAGCGGCGUCGGCCUUGGACAGUGGCCUUCGGACGGUCUUGGGCACAGGCCCGUUCCAACGUGCGUAAAGUGACGCGUGCGAGCGGCCGCGGCGACGCGCGGCUUCCGCCUUGCGGCCGAUAUCGGGAGCUGGCUUUGAUUGGUGUUGGGUGUCGUGACCGUUCCGCCGGCGCAGCUAGCCGGCGUUUCCAGACGCGAUAUGUCCGGGGAGAAGAUACUGCGCGAGGAACACCGUCACCGAGCUUGGCUGGGCGAGGAUAUACCUGUGGACGGCGUCGCUCAGGACUCCCUCGCCGAGCUGAGAAGGCUCCUGGAAGAUGAGCCCGAGCUCGGGGCCCCGACCGACUCUGCGGACUUGCUUCGCUUCCUGCGACUCCGCAAGUAUGACGUCGGCGCCUCGUUGGAAGCGCUGAGAAAGUACUGCGCGAUUCGCGCCUCCUCAGCGAACAUAUUUGAAGGCCUCAAAGAUCCCGAGAAGUUGCGCAAGCUGACAAGGGAUUACAUCACGGUUCUGCCGCGAAGGAACCUCCAUGGACGGCCGGUCGUAUUCUACAAACUUGGUAGUUGGCAGCCGUCGAAGGUCAGCCACCUGGAGAUGACGCAGGCCGUGGUGAUGUGCAUCGAGUACGCGUCCAGGCAUCCAGCGGCUCAGACGGCGGGCGUUGCUCUAGUCACCGACUUCCAAGGCUGGUCCUUCGGCAAGAUGCGAUUCUUCGACAUUGGUGUCAUGAAGGACUACUUGCAUUACCUGCAGAAUUGCGCUCCCAUCUUAGCGAAUGAAGCUCACGUGAUCCGACAGCCAGCUGCCUUCAGUGUCUUGUUCGCGCUCAUGCGGCCUUUCAUGAGGGACGAGACCAUCAAUGCGAUAACGUUUCACGGGAAGCACGUCGAUCAGCUUUACGCUGACAUUUCUCCAAGCAUGCUCUUCUCAGAGUACGGAGGCACAGCACCGAACACAGAUUGGGACCUGUUCUGGACAAGCAUAUGCCAGGAGCACAGCGAGGGCAAAGCCGGUCGGCAGCUCUAGAAGCCAACUUAGCUUUAUGAUCAGAUUCUCUGUGCUACAACGCGAUGUUACAGGAGCGCCAAAUGACACCUGUUUCAAGCUGUGCGGACAUUUGCGGACGUGUUCACCUUCCCUAGAGGGCAAUCAAAGAAGGAAAAGGGAGGAAGUUCUGCGAGACGCACGUUCACGUUUAUACCCUGCUUUGCGGGCAAGAGUAAAUAGUGAGGGGAUGAGUUCAUCAUUUUCUGUUUUACCUUAUGACAAGGCGCGGACCGAGAGUAGUACCAAAGGGAGGCGGAGAAGGGGAGGGGGGGGAGAGGGAUGCGGAUUUAACGUGCUGCAUGCCCGCUCAAAUUUGUUAGCGCGCGAUUUUUUCUGGCCAACAUUUACAAAGAAUAAAUGCGUCAGAAGUGCCGACACGUCAUGAAACAGGGGUGCAAGAGGCCGUUAGGGGGGCCCUGGAUCUUUUGGAACUUCCGAUGAAAGUGCCCCGAUGAUCAUAGUCUACUGACGAAGACAAAACGCACUAUGAUUUUGACAUGUUUAUGCAGUUAAUUAAGAAGCAAAUGAAAAAAUAUACAAUGAAAGAGUCAAUUUUCACGAAGA